AAUAAAGAUUUUAUAACAAUAUCGAUGGAAGACGAAAAUCAAAAUCUGGGUAUUCAUGAAUGUUCCUGGGAGGAAAUGAAUGGGCAGUGGGUAGUGAAGGUGUGUCCACGCAGCGUGAGUGUGGUUGCCCACAGUGGUGUGCUGCAGUCCUCUCCCCGCCACUGUGGAGUAAACUGUUCGGACAUUAGCGGCGCCGACCGCCGAGCUGGAGCGGAUUAACGCGGCCGAGGAGAGCCUUUCCACCGCCGACCGCACAACCCGGAGGACCGCCGCGGCGACGCAGCAAAAGCCAAAAAAGCGGCGCGGAAACUCGGCUGGACCGCACAUCGUGACUGGAUCGCACAGAGGACAAACUCGGCGGGAAUGGCUUCAUCUCCGUGCAGCAACACUAACUUUGAUUCCGGCCUGGAAAUCAAAACUCGCUCGGUGGAGCAGACUCUUAUCCCGUUAGUAACGCAGAUUACCACUUUAAUAAACCACAAAGACAAGCCAAAGAAGUCAGAGCGCACCUUGACAGCCAUUCACAGGGUAGGUCAAGCUGUGAAUGUGGCAGUUGGACGCUUUGUAGCUGUCGGGGAAGCCAUCGCUUCAGAGAAUCAAGAGCUGAAGGAUGAGAUGGGUCAAGCCUGCUUUGAGGCACGAAGGGCAGGGGAUGCUAUAGCUCAGCUCACAGAUGUGGGAUCAGACACUCCAGCGCCCUCAGAUGACCGCGUCACAGUGUUCAGUGACAGGACAGCAAUGGUGAAGGCUGCACGCAUGCUGCUUUCGUCUGUCACCAAAGUCCUAGUCCUCGCCGACCGCAUCGUAAUCAAACAGAUCAUCACCUCACGCAACAAGGUUCUGGUAACCCUCGACCAUCUGGAAAGAGUGAGCACCUUCCAGGAGUUUGUACAGAUUUUCAGCCAGUUUGGCAAUGAGAUGGUUGAGUUUGCGCACCUAACAGGAGACAGGCAGAACGAUUUGAAGGAUGAGAAGAAGAAAGCCAGAAUGGCAGCAGCCAGGGCUGUGCUGGAGAAAUGUACCAUGAUGCUCCUCACAGCCUCCAAGACUUGCCUGAGGCAUCCGGAUUGCGAGUCGGCGAGGAUCAACAAAGACGCCGUGUUCCACCGAAUGCGCUGCGCCCUGGAGCAGGUCAUCGAAAUAGUUACUGAGGCGCGGAGCAGCGGGGAGAACAAGAUCCUCUCUGCCAGCAUCUGCAACGGCAUCAGAGAUUUCAAGUACACUGUGGAGUCGCUGCGGGAGGAUUUGUUCUCUUUGACACCGCAGAGCUUGACCGGCCAGCUGGAGGCACUGGUGGAGCGGACGGAGGACUUCACGGAUUCGGCCUACACCGGCCACGAGCAGCGACAGAGAAUUCUGAGUCUGUGUCAGCUGACACGCCAGGACACCCAGCAGCUGGUGCACACCUGGGUUGGGGUGCAGCAGUCUGGCAGUUCCAAAGAGGCCACAGAGAACUUGGAGGUGGCCAUACUGAAGACAUGUCACAGCAUGGGAGACCUGAGGCGGGAACUGCAUAACGUGGCAGUGGGCCGGGCCUCGGAUUUGUUGAAGGUUCAUGGAGAGCAGCUGCCUCUAAGGGCUCUCAAAGCUGCGGGUGCUGAGGGAAACCUGGAGGCAGUAGCCGAUUAUUCGCGCAAGCUCACCGAGCAAAAGGAGCAGCUGGUGGAGACAUGCCGACUGUUAUGCCAUGUAUCGUGUACAGAACCACUGGAGAUUACCUGCAUUCAUGCAGAAGAGACCUUCCAUGUUAUCGGCCCACAGAUCAUCUCCGCUGCGCAGACUCUGGCCCUCCAUCCUUCCAGUAAAAUUGCCAGAGAGAACCUGGACGUUUUCUGUGAGGCGUGGGAGUCUCAGCUCUGUGACAUGGGCCUGCUGCUGAAAGAGAUCAAUGAUGUUUUUGAAGGACGGCGAGGGGAUAGAAAACCAUACUUAUCACUUCCAAGACCCGGGAAGCAUUCUGCUAGCCUGAAAAGUGCUAAAGCUGUCAAGUUGGAUGCAGAGGAGCAGACAAGUAUGGCCAAGUUGGGUCUUGAACUGCGGUUGCUUUCAUCGGAUGUUGACGCUGAGUUAGAAAAAUGGGACGAAGAGGAGCACGACAUCAUCCGACAGAGCCAGAGCCUGGCCAGCAUAGCCUACAGCAUGUACCUGUUCACCAGAGGAGAAGGCGUUCUGAAGACCACGCUGGAUCUUUUUCAUCAAGCAGAGGUUCUGUCUGAAGAGGGACUGCAGCUGUGCUCGUCUCUACAAACAUUUUCUACUCGGCUGGUUGAUGAGGAGAAGGCUGUGGUGUUGACAGAAAAUGAGAAGCUGGUGGCCCUGUGCCAGCAGCUGCAGAUGGGGGCCAAGACCCCUGUUCAGGGCAAGACUGCCCCCUUCCAGAAGGUGGACUCCACCAUUCAAGCAAGCAGAAGUCUAAUGACAGUGGUCGCCUCCCUCCUUCCACUCUGUAACAAGCUCAUCAAAAAGCAUAAAUCAGAGCGUACAAGCCUCAGUUCCCCUCAGGACUGGAGGGAGACGCAGCACACGUCCGCUCCAGUUAAAAAAGACGCGGCCCUGAAUGGCAAUAACAGCAACGGCUUUGGAGUCAAGUCCUUGGACGAGCACAUGGCCAGCCUCAACCUACUGGAGAGCAAAUAAUUCAGGAGAUGAUCUCCAUGUUAUCUUGUUCUCCGCAUCAGCAAAGCAACCUCACUUCUGUGGAGCACUCCUGAUCCAAGAAAGAGUCACUAGAAAAGUGGCUAGAAGCUGUAAAAACAGACUUUGUUGGGCAGAAUUUGCCUUAGGUGGAAUAAUUCUGCAGUUAAAAACAUAAAAGCCCAAUCUGGAGGUAGUCAUGCACUGUUAAUCUGAAACAGUUCCAUCCCAGUCCACUAGAGGACGACAAUCAAAACUACCGGUAGUAUUGCGUUUCCAAGAAAAGUGAGGUCAUCUUAAAUCUAAUUUUGGAGUAACCGUCAUUAGUUGAGCUAAUAAAAUGAUCAGAAGUCAGGAAAUAAAAGCCCCCCUUCAGCCAUACAUCUGUCUUCACCAUGUGCCUCAGUGUAACAGACCUGUGUGCUUUGUGCUGUAUUGUUAAUGUAUUGGACAAGUUACAUAAGGACAAAAAAACACACAAGCUACAUGAUGCAGUCAUCACUACAACCUUUGUGCAAUCUCAGCCUGGUAACAUGAACCUUUUAACUAAAUGUUUUAUAGUGGCCAUACGAGUAUUUUACAAGUUCAACUUCAUUUGUCAUCAUUUCACGUGUGAUAAGUUCAUUUAGCGAAAGAAAAUCUGUUCAAUGCCAAAUAUUCUGACUACUGCAAACUAAUCAGAAGUGACAGCGGAGACUUUUUUUUUUUACCUUAUUUAGGAACGAAAAGGUUAAGUAAAGCUUUUUAACCCUUGUGCUAUCUUAGAUGACCCCACCCUUACAUUGACGUCUUCUCCCUACCAUGACUAAGGUGGAUAAAGGUGGAAAGAUUUCAUGUAAUCCAUGGACACCAGUGAAGAUCACAAAUCAUUGAAGAAAAAAGGUUCAGAGCACUGUCUAGUGGGUCUAGAUGACCCAACUCCCAAUGGUAAAGUGCCUAGGAUAGCACAAGGGAUAACGAGAAAUUAUAUCAGAUGCUACCGUCUUAAAUAUUACAGAAAUUAUUCAGAAGUGCCACGCAUUUGUGGAUACUGGGAAGCAUCUGAACCACUGACUGUAAAUGAGGACUGGACUGAGUAACCCCUCCCCCUGGCGUCCCAAACAGGAAGUAUCCACUGGUUCCAAGAAACCAAAAUCUCAUAGACCUUUUAUAAAGCACUAGUUAGCAUUUUUGUUAGUCAGAAUAAUCUUUCUUACCCUGAUACCUUAUUUUUACAUAAUCUUGAUAAUUUUAUAUGUUUUUUUCUUUUUUGCAAGUUAUUCAACGUAUAAACUGACCAGACACCUCAAUAACAGGUAACCCCCCCACAUGGAACAUUUAACAGAUUACCCCCGCUUUAGGUGGUAUAAUAAGCUCACUCCUGAUUGGUUAGAGGGGUUGCCAUAGAAACAAUGACUCAGAUCGACUUGGACCAAUCACUUGCUUACUGACAAUUUCAGGCUCCAACAGGCAAAAAAAUGACUGAAUCGACUUCGUUGGAGCCAGAAGUCCUUUGCUAUGGGUGACAUCACACUCAGUCCAGCUCUCAUAUAUAGUCAAAGAUCUGAACUCAACUGCAUGUAUUAAUAUGAUAUAUUUCUAAGUAUUUAUGGUACUUGAAGCCUAUUCAGUGAUGGUUUUGCUAUUUCUAGAGGCAGUCUGAUGAUGAUUUAACUGUGUGAGAGCAGUUAAAGAUGUGAAAAAAAUCAUAUCUAGUUUUGGAUCACCUCUUCUUUUGACAGCUGAAACGUGAAGAAAAGAAGAAAUAAACAAUAUUUUUUUUAAUUAAAAAAAA
This is a messenger RNA of Oryzias latipes (Japanese medaka), 4408 nucleotides long. It is a transcript of the gene ctnnal1, whose product is annotated as catenin (cadherin-associated protein), alpha-like 1. Lineage: Eukaryota; Metazoa; Chordata; Actinopteri; Beloniformes; Adrianichthyidae. Gene Ontology annotation, biological process: Rho protein signal transduction; cell adhesion. The record is from RefSeq and is a predicted model, not a curated record. Gene Ontology annotation, molecular function: cadherin binding; actin filament binding.